Puma concolor (puma) is the source of this 2559-nucleotide messenger RNA. NCBI's taxonomy places the organism in Eukaryota, Metazoa, Chordata, Mammalia, Carnivora, Felidae. The record is from RefSeq and is a predicted model, not a curated record.
ACCGGCUCCUCAGCUUCCAGCCAAGAUGGCGGAGAAUGGCGAGGGUCUGGGCACCGUCCCGGAGCACGAGCGGAUCUUGCAGGAGAUCGAGAGCACCGACACCGCCUGCGUGGGGCCCACCCUUCGGUCUGUUUAUGAUGACCAACCAAAUGCACACAAGAAGUUUAUGGAAAAGUUAGAUGCUUGUAUCCGUAAUCAUGACAAGGAAAUUGAAAAGAUGUGUAAUUUUCAUCAUCAGGGUUUUGUAGAUGCUAUUACAGAACUCCUUAAAGUAAGGACUGAUGCAGAAAAACUGAAGGUACAAGUUACUGAUACCAACCGAAAAUUUCAAGAUGCUGGAAAGGAGGUGAUAGUCCAGACUGAAGAUAUUAUUCGAUGUAGAAUUCAGCAGAGGAAUAUUACAACAGUAGUAGAAAAAUUGCAGUUAUGUCUUCCAGUGCUGGAAAUGUACAGUAAGCUAAAAGAACAGAUGAGUGCAAAACGGUAUUAUUCUGCUCUAAAAACUAUGGAACAAUUAGAAAAUGUGUAUUUUCCCCGGGUUAGUCAAUACCGGUUUUGUCAGCUAAUGAUAGAAAAUCUUCCUAAACUCCGUGAGGAUAUUAAAGAAAUUUCCAUGUCUGAUCUCAAAGACUUUUUGGAAAGCAUUCGAAAACAUUCUGACAAAAUAGGUGAAACAGCAAUGAAACAGGCACAACAGCAGAAAACCUUCAGUGUUGCUUUGCAGAAGCAAAAUCGUGUACAAUUUGGGAAGAAUAUUCACUUCAAUGAUAGAAUUCCAGAAGAAAGGAAUGAAGUUGAAUUGAAACGUGCAUUUGAGGAAGAGGAUGAGAAUGAAGAAGAGGUCUUAACUGUUCAGGAUCUGGUUGAUUUUUCUCCUGUUUACCGAUGUUUACACAUUUAUUCUGUUUUGGGUGAUGAGGAAACAUUUGAAAAUUAUUACCGAAAACAAAGGAAGAAACAAGCAAGACUGGUAUUGCAGCCCCAGUCAAAUAUGCAUGAAACAGUUGAUGGCUAUAGAAGAUAUUUCACUCAAAUUGUAGGGUUCUUUGUGGUGGAAGAUCACAUUUUACAUGUGACCCAAGGAUUAGUAACCAGGGCAUACACUGAUGAACUUUGGAACAUGGCCCUCUCAAAGAUAAUUGCUGUCCUUAGAGCUCAUUCAUCUUAUUGUACUGAUCCUGAUCUUGUUCUGGAGCUGAAGAAUCUCAUUGUAUUAUUUGCAGAUACUUUGCAGGGUUAUGGUUUUCCAGUGAACCGACUUUUUGACCUUUUAUUUGAGAUAAGAGAGCAAUACAAUGAAACACUGCUUAAGAAAUGGGCUGGAGUUUUCAGGGACAUUUUUGAAGAAGAUAAUUAUAGCCCCAUCCCUAUUGUUAAUGAAGAAGAAUAUAAAGUAGUCAUCAGUAAAUUUCCCUUUCAAGAUCCAGACCUUGAAAAGCAAUCUUUCCCAAAGAAAUUUCCCAUGUCUCAGUCAGUGCCUCAUAUUUACAUUCAAGUUAAAGAAUUUAUUUAUGCUAGCCUUAAAUUUUCAGAGUCACUACACCGGAGCUCAACAGAAAUAGAUGAUAUGCUUAGAAAAUCUACAAAUCUGCUGCUGACCAGAACUUUGAGUAGCUGUUUACUGAACCUUAUUAGAAAACCUCAUAUAGGUUUGACAGAGCUGGUGCAGAUCAUCAUCAACACAACACACCUGGAACAAGCUUGCAGGUACCUGGAGGACUUUAUAACUAACAUCACAAACAUUUCUCAAGAGACUGUUCAUACCACAAGACUUUAUGGACUUUCUACUUUUAAGGAUGCCCGACAUGCAGCAGAAGGAGAAAUAUAUACCAAACUUAAUCAAAAAAUUGAUGAAUUUGUUCAGCUUGCUGAUUAUGACUGGACAAUGUCUGAGCCAGAUGGAAGAGCUAGUGGUUAUUUAAUGGAUCUUAUUAAUUUUUUAAGAAGCAUCUUUCAAGUGUUUACUCAUUUACCUGGGAAAGUUGCCCAGACUGCUUGCAUGUCAGCCUGCCAGCAUCUGUCAACAUCCUUAAUGCAGAUGCUAUUGGACAGUGAGUUAAAACAGAUAAGCAUGGGAGCCGUUCAGCAGUUUAACUUAGAUGUCAUACAGUGUGAAUUGUUUGCCAGCUCUGAGCCCGUGCCAGGAUUCCAGGGGGAUACCCUGCAGCUAGCAUUCAUUGACCUCAGACAACUCCUUGACCUGUUUAUGGUUUGGGAUUGGUCUACUUAUCUAGCUGAUUAUGGACAGCCUGCUUCUAAGUACCUUCGGGUGAAUCCAAACACAGCUCUUACUCUUUUGGAGAAAGUCCAUAGAGGGAUGAAGGAUACUAGCAAAAAGAACAACAUAUUUGCUCAGUUCAGGAAGAAUGAUCGAGACAAACAGAAGUUGAUAGAGACAGUCGUGAAACAGCUAAGAAGUUUGGUGAAUGGUAUGUCCCAGCACACCUAGACUUCGAUUGCACUCAGUGACACCAAAUCUGUGAUUCAACAUUGAUCUCUAACAGGCACAGGUCAUGAUACAGUAAUUUGGUUGCAGAAUUAAAAAAUGGAGUAGAAAAA